GGGACUAAGGGGAGAAGAAGCGAACUCGCCUGCUUGCAGCCGGAUUGGGCUUCUUAGGCUACUGGACACCAUUAGCUCCAGAGGGAUCGACCGCAGGCCCAGCCUUGAUGUUCGGUCCCGGAGCCGCGCCGCCGUCCCCCUUACAGAGCCAGAAGCAAGAAGAUGGUCCGGAAAAUCGGCGGCAUGAAGACUCUGUCUUCACCAAGGGUAAUCCUCAGGAGAUGGCCGUGGUGAAGAGCGGGUGGCUGUGGCGGCAGAGCUCUCUCUUGCGCCGUUGGAAGAGGCACUGGUUUGAUCUGUGGAUGGACGGUGGUCUAGUCUACUACACCGAUGAGAGUCGGCAGAACAUGGAGGAGCAGAUCCUCCUGAAAUCUAACUGUGUGAAUGUCAAGUCUGGGCAGGAGUGCGGAGACAUGCUGCCGCCGGAGGGGAGCUGCCAGGACUUCUUACUGACUGUAGAGAUGAGAGACCGCUCCAAACUGUACCUGUGCGCGGAGAGCGAGGAUGACGCCGUAGCUUGGAAGAUGGCUCUAGAGGAUGCAAGAUUCCAUCCGGUGCAUGUGUACAACCCGUACGAUGAUAAUUACCAGACGGUUCCAGUAAACGCGCACCAGGCCGUCUACAUCGACCAUGGCUACUGCGGGCGCGGCUAUGCUCCCGGCCUGACGCACGUCAUCGUGAGAGACGACCGCGACGCCUAUGGAGAACAAAUGGCGCUGGGCCUGCUGGCCGGGGCCCUCACCACCUCCGCCCUCAGCUCCCUCAUCUGGCUGCCUUGCUGGUUUUAGGGGUCUCGCCUGGAAGAGGAGGAGAGAGCAGGAAAGCCGGAGCCAUGUGUUGCGGGACGUACCCACCUGGCAGCCGCGGUUACUUACCUUGCAGUAUCUCCAUAGGUUCUGCAUGUGUCCUACAUGUAGCGUAUACAUUGCAUGAUGCUGUUCCUCCUUUUAGGAUAGCGGACGGUUGUGUCUCUAUAGAUAUCGUCACCUUUCACUUUUUAUAAGGAAAUAAUCAUUAACUUCCCGCAAAUGAUGCCGUGAUGCUUUAUUAUAAACCCCUAUAUAUAGCCUGUUUCCCCUAUUAUAUCAACAGGACACCUAUUGGAGUAGACUGUGGGAGGUCUCACGCGUCACUUUCAGAGUCGAGGCUCAGAUUUAUCAAGCCUUGGAGAGUGAUAAA
Molecule: messenger RNA, 1179 nt
Organism: Pseudophryne corroboree (corroboree frog)
Lineage: Eukaryota; Metazoa; Chordata; Amphibia; Anura; Myobatrachidae
Gene: PLEKHB1
Product: pleckstrin homology domain containing B1
Exons: 7
Coding region: 108-788 (226 amino acids)
Biological process (GO): regulation of cell differentiation
Cellular component (GO): membrane
Source: RefSeq, a predicted model, not a curated record